AUGACGCUCAAGACGGGCAUGUUGGUGGGCAUUGUGGGCUCGGGGGACAUUGGCGUGUUGAUCCAGAUCCGAGCGUCGUCGAACACGUGCGUUAUUAAACUUAACAAUGGGACACUGAAGAAGAAUGUGCCGUUACAAGACAUUGAAGAGGCCAAGGACAUGAGCGACACUAAGGAGAAGAAGUCUCCGAUUCGACUUGGUAAUGAAUCUCCGGUAAAACCCACGAAACUCGCUGCUAUGUCGGUUAAAACAUCGGAUACUGUUAAAACACUGGAAAUUGGUGAUUCGGUUCGAGCGAGAUGCAACGGAGGCAGUCGAUGGUUUCCUGGUAAAAUCUCUAAAGUUCAUCGAGAUGGAACGUACGACGUCGAGUAUUUCGAUGGAGAUAUUGAGAAGAAAAUGGCAUCGACGGAUGUCGAAGCUGCGAAAAAAGACAAUAAACUCGAGAAAUUUGCAGUGGGGGACAAGGUGAAGGCAAGAUAUAAGAACGGAUCGAAGCUUUUCAGUGGUAAAAUCUCAAGAGUGCGAUCGGAUGGUACGUACGAUAUAAAGUAUGACGAUGGGGAUGUGGAGACGCGAGUGGCUAGAGAUCUGAUUGAGCCGAAUUCUGAAGAAAAAGAUGAAGUUUUACCAACGAAGAAAAGCAGUGGAUUUCGUGUGGGUCAGAGCGUUAAAGCUCGAUAUAAAGGUGGCAAAAAGCUGUUUCCAGGCAAGAUUAAACGUAUACACAGCGAUAAAACGUACGAUAUUAUGUACGAAGAUGGAGACGAAGAGAAGAGGGUGAAGACGGAGUAUAUCGAAUCCGCAGAUAAUCUGAGCGAUGAGGAUAUAAAAUCUGCGAAAACAUCUUCGAAGACAUUUAAAGUUGGGCAGAAAGUCAAGGCGCACUAUAAGAAAGGAAAGCGGUUAUUCCCGGGUAAAAUCAGUCGCGUACGUUCCGAUGGCACGUACGAUAUUGACUAUGACGACGGGGAGAUUGAAACUCACGCCGAAGCUGCUAAAAUCCAAGUAGAUGAUGAAGAAGAUCUGUUUGCAGAUUCCGAUGAAGACAAGAAACAGGCGACAAAGAAGAAGAAAUGGAUUGUUGGUGACCGCGUGAAAGCGUACUAUGGUAAAGGGAAGCGGUUGUUUCCGGGAAAAAUCGCAAAAGUCCACAUGAACGGAACAUACGAUAUCAAGUAUGACGACGGGGAUUCUGAAUUGCGCGUGGAUCCAAGUCUGAUUGAAGAUUUUGAAGAUAACUCAGAAAAGCAAAAAUCUGCAAAAUUAUCUGACAAUCUAAAGUCAAGAAUCUCAAACAAGCCGCUGCGGGUGGGUGACUGUGUGAAAUAUAAACGAGGAACUAGAUUUUUCCCUGGAAAAAUCACCCGUGAGCGAAUGGAUGGAACGUUCGACAUCAAGUAUGAAGACGGUGAUGUGGAAGAGCGCGUAGAGAUGGAUUUUAUCCAACGAGACGGGGAUGAUGAAGAUAAACCCAAGAAGAAAAGCUUUGAAGUUGGUGACGUCGUGAUAGCCCCAUUCCAACGAGGGAGCAAGCUCUUCCAAGGUAGAAUCUCUCGUAAGCGUAGUGAUGGAACGUACGAUGUCGCGUUUGACGACGGAGAUAAAGAUACUCAUGUUCCAGCGGAUUUAAUCCAGUCAGAAGGAUCGGAUAUUCACGAUACCAAGCCGAAGAAAAAAGCUUUGAAGGUCGGUGACAGUGUGAAGGCUCGGUACAAGAAAGGGAAGAAACUCUUCUCUGGUAAAGUAUCUCGUGUGCGCAGUGAUGGAACGUACGAUGUCGAAUAUGACGACGGAGACGUCGAAAUGCGAGUGGAUAUCGACAUGAUCGAUGUUCCAGAGGAUAAAAAGAAUGACGACGAUGAAAAAUCUGGUUCGGUAACGGCUAAGAAAAGUCUAAGCGUGGGGGAUAAAGUGCGUGCUCGUUAUAACAAGGGCAGCAAGAUGAUUAGUGGAGAGAUUACAGCAGUACACCGUGACGGCUCGUACGAUAUCCGAUAUGAAGAUGGCGAUAAGGAGAAAUACGUUGCAGCGAAGGAUAUCGAGUUAGAGGAGGAACGAGACACUGAAUUGUCGAACACGACACUAAAAGUGGGGGAUCUGGUAGAUGCGAGCUACAAGAACGGAGUCAAGAUGUUUCCUGGUAAGAUAUCUCGCGUCCACUCUGAUGGUACGUAUGAUAUUACUUUUGAUGACGGCGAUUCCGAGCGCCGUGUGCCUCGUUCUCGUAUCAAAUCGAAAGCAAACGAGAAUAAAUUACCAAAGAAGAAGAGCGGAUUUUUAGUCGGGGAUGUUGUUAAGGCGAAGUACAAGAAAGGAGCCAAAUAUUUUACGGGUAGAAUAUCACGUAUCCGUUCGGAUGGGACUUACGACAUCGAGUACGAUGACGGAGACUCGGAAUCUCACGUGGACUCUUCUCUCAUUGUUAGUAUUGAGCCGGAAACAGCAACGAAAACGCCAAGUAAAAAGAAAAGCUUUGAGGUUGGAGACGUGAUUAAAGCGCGAUACAAGAAGGGAACAAAGCUCUUCUCUGGUAAAAUAACCCGCGUGAGAUCAGAUGGUACGUACGAUAUACGGUACGAUGAUGGAGAUACCGAGAUGCACGUUGAAAGUUCUCAUAUCGAAGCUGAAGAAAAAAUCUCGUCACAUGACAAGACAUCCAAAAACUUUACUGUUGGUGAUAAGGUGAAUGCGCGAUACAAAGGAGGGUUGAAGAGCUUCCCUGGUAAAAUAAUCAAAGUCAGAAUGGACGGGACGUAUGAUAUUGAAUAUGACGAUGGUGACACUGAACAGCGCGUGAAAAAAUCAGCGAUCGAGAUAAUUCCGGGUAGUAAACCAAAGAAGAUCCACUCCGACAAGGACGAUAUCUUCGGUGACUCGGAUUCAGAGGGUGACACCAAGAAGAAAAAGAAGGGUGCGGUUAUUAAGGUCGGUGACGCUGUUGAAGCCAAUUUUAGGAAGAAGGGUAAGUUUCACAAAGGAAGGAUUGUACGGGUGAGGUCGGAUGACACUUUUGACAUUGAAUAUGACGUCGGAGCCUCGGAGAAACACGUACGUAUCGAAGAUAUCAAAAAGAUCGGUGAUAACGAAGGAAGCGAUGACGAAAACAAGAAAAAGACCAAGUCUACGUCAGGUAAACAAUCUUCGGACUCAGAUCGAGAAACAGAUAAGCCCAAGCCGAAGAAGAAGUCGAAGAAGCACUCAUCGUCGGAGUCUUCGGGAUCUGAUCAUGAGAAACAAGCUUCGAUUAAAAAGGGCACUAGAGUCACGUAUCGGAAAGCUGAAGACUCAAAGUCUCGACGAAUUGGAGUCGUUCGUAAAGUGCAUUCAGAUGGGAGUUACGACGUUAAAUAUGACGAUGGCGACACGUCCAAACGGGUAUCAAGAAAACUUCUGGUAGAGUGCUCGGAUUCCGAGGAUUCCGAGGAUGAACCACCGAGUAAAAAGGUUGUGAAGACCAAAGAAGGGCCGAGUUUCCGUCGCCACGAACACGUUCUGUCCAAUUGGCGACGUUCCAGUAAGCUUUCCAAGCCCCGGAUGACUGACAAAUGGACAAAGGCCACAGUGCUGGAGAAAAAUUCGGACGGGACUUACACGAUUCGAUACAGCGAUGGGGUAGUGGAAGAAGAUGCACCGUCAGAAACACUGAAGCCGAGUAAGAAGAAAGCUGACUCAGAUUCGGAUCGAAGUUCGGACAAGAGUGAUGCGCCACGGCGGAAACGAAAACGAAAGCUGAAAGGCGGGAUUGGUACUGAGUCUCUGUUUCUGCUGGAGCAACUUGCUAUGACGCUUUUUGAAGAAGGUGUUCUGAAGAAGAAGCCCAAGCUACAGCUACUUCGAGGUGAAGGUGAUAGUUCUAGUUCCAGUUCAGAUUCCUCCAGUUCUGAAAGUGGAUCAGGGUCGUCCAAGUCAAACAGCACGAAAACGGGGGUGGACAAGAUACUAAAGAGACUUUUUGAUUCAAGUUCACUGCAAACCUACAAGCGACUGUUUAAGGAGAACGAUGUGAAAAAAUCUGGUAAAAUCUCCCGAAGUCGGAUAAUCGCUGUGGUGGAAGAGCUCAUUGUAGCCUCAAAGUCCACAACAACCAGCCGAAUCUACGACGACAACCACUCCGUCAGCCACAUGUUGGCUGAAUGGUUCGCAACCCACGACGAUCUCCGAACUCAUCGCCAUUUCGAGUUUAAAACCCUAAUGUUAGCAUUUGCGUACGCCAAAUGUCGACUCGGAAAAUUACGAAUGGAGCAAAGUGUCGCCAUGGCGUUGGAAGGGAGAUUCGCGUCCUAUCACGAGAAUAAACGCCAGCUAGAGUUGUGGCAGCAGAAAUUAGGCUUUCGGCUUUUUGAGACGCUCCAGAGGAAUUUCCACGACCACGCUUUACCUAAUAUGAUCCCAGCGCGUAUUCGAGUGUCUGAACUAUCCGCCAUUUUCGACCAGGUGGCUCGGCAGGCGAUACCCAAUAAACCAUUGGACGUGUACUUGCAACAGCAGCAGUUAUAUCCGCACUCUACGUUGUUCCUUCCUGAAUUUUUAUGUUGUUAUUACCAACUUUAUGGAUCGGAGAAUCCGAUUUUUUCGCGAUAUAGUGGUGCAGUGGAGUUGAGACCUAUCGCGUUUGUUGCGUCUUGUUUGUUCUCGAAUGGUGACAUUGUCUGCAAACGUCAUGGGGAUCUCGUGCGUCGACUGUGUGUGGGACGAACUCAGGCUCAAGUGGAUUUAAUCCUCAGAUUUCGAGAAGCUUUCGAGUCGCUGUUGAGUACAGAUGCAGACAAUGAGAUAUCAAGUCAAGAAAUGCUACUGGAGACCUCGCAGCUGUCGAUGUUUGCUGCAAAAGUGGCUCCGGAUCCAACUCAGUUAGAGCCUGCGUUAAAUACACUUCGUAAGCGCUCUGGUGCUGUGUCGUUAGUGGAAAUAUACGCAAGUUGUGGCUUUAUUAUCGAUGAAUUGACUUCUGCACCGACUAUCCGAAAUGCUGUGGAUAAGAUGAGAAUGCGUGUAGAUUUGGCAGAUGUGCGUCGGAUUAUUGGAUUAGUCCGGAAUAUCUGUUUGAAGAUCCUGCGAUUUCCGAAUAAUGCAGAUUAUUGGAGAAUCCGAGCGGAUAAUGCUGCUUUCCAGCAGAAGAUCGGACGUUUUGACGGUGCUACGAGUCUUUUAGAGGCCGUAGGUUUUGUGGAACACCGGAAAACGCACUACGAGUUAAGAGGUGCACGAAAUUAUGAAGGGAAACGCGUGAGUGCACUUGAAAAAUCCACGCUGGACUCGUUACGCGAGAAGUGUGUUCAGCUGGAUGGUGAACUGUCACUUUUCGACGGUGUAGAAAGUAUAAGCUCUAUUCUGCAAAGAAUAUCCAAGGCAUGUAGACGUGAAGGCAACCAAUUCACGUUGGAGGAAUGUCAGACGAUUUUAAGGAAUUUAUCCUCGUACAUUGAAAAUAUCUUGAAAAAUCCAAAAGAUUCGAGAUUUUGGCGGAUCCGAGAAGCUAACAGCACUUUUCAACGGCAAAUUGGAUAUUUGCCCUACGCGACGGAACUGAUGGAAUCUAUUGGCUUUGAUCUUGCACAGACUUCACAUGGUAAAGUCUACACUCUUAGAGGGACUGGGAUGACUAAAACAUCUGACCAAACAGAAUUAUCCGCUAGUUUGUCGAAUUUUGCCUUUUCUAGUGUCAGCAGUCAGAUGGAGUGGUUUCUGUGGCGUCGAAAGCACGAAAUUGACAGUCUUUUGGAAGAUGAGAUGCGUUAUCUUCACGAUAUCGUUGGUCAUUUUUCUCAAUCUCAGAAUUCUGUAAAAGACAAUAUAACAGAUGAUAAAACUCGAUCUGACACUAUCGAAGCUCGAGACGCUGCUCUAGUGAAGAUGUAUCCUUACGGUACGAACGCCAUCGAGACUUUCAACAAGACGUCCAUUCAAAGACAUCAACUUGAUAUGAUGCGCGAAGCAUUUAAAUCCAUGGAUGUAGAUCAGAAGGGAUUUUUACUGGAAGCGGAUUUUUCACGCGUGUAUGGAGCUCCCUCUGCACUUCCAGCUUGGUGUACGUUUGAAGCGUUCGACAUUGGGAAGGAUAAUAAGGUUGAUCUCCAUGACUUCGUGGCUGCUCUUGGACCUCUUCUUGACCAUCCUUACGAGCUCAAAACUGACAAAAACGAUGACCAAGUAGCCGAAAUUUCGGAUAACGAUACCGAUCCAACCUUGUGUGAAGCCACUUCCUUAGCUGUAGGUGGUUUACGAUUGGAAACGAGCUGUAUCGCUGCAGCAACGGUGUUGGAAGGAUUACUAAACCAGCUAUACUGUAUUAUCCAGGAGCCUGGGAAUCCCUCGUUGUGGGCGAUAAACGACAAAAAUCCAACAGGAAUCCAGCUUCUUCGCUUUGCAGCUGGUCGAGCAUUGCUACGUCUUGUUGGAUUUCGAGAAUCCACGCUGCCAGACGACGAAAAAUCGAGAUUUUACGAGCUUCAGCCGCAACGAGUGCGCUUCAAAACGUCCAAUAGUGUGUCCGAACUACCGACGGCUUUGGAUACUGCUACGAUCGGUAGGAUUCAAACAAUUGCGGCGAUGUUGGCUGGACAUUAUCGCGGUAUGAAGAAUCCGUCAGUGAGUGAUGUAAGUGCAGUGUCGAGGGCCAUUUCAACGGAUGACCGUUGCUCGGAGAACUGGAUUCGUGUCGUUCAACUGGCUGUGAAAUGUCUGAAGAAUAUCCAAGAUCAACCGGAAAAUCCGAGAUAUCGAGAGAUCAAUACAGCCACCAAUACAUUCACGAAAAUUGUUAAUUGUGCACAAGGUGGACUGGAGCUACUACUGUCGAUUGGGUUUCGAGAGACCGAUUCCGGAACGUUAGCUAUUCCGCCAGAUACUCCUCUGGAUGAAUUGAAAGCACGACAACUGGAACUCGAAGUUGGAUUGGCUCUGCUACACCUGAGAUUAACUACCACCAAUGAUUCAACGGUUCCUCAAAAGGCUGAUCACAGUACUCGAAACCAACAGCACAAAGCACAUAUCUCAAAACCAGCGUUUGGAACAAGAGAACAUUUGGAACAGAAGAAAAAGAUGUUACAAGCUAAAACCGGCCAACAACCACAAAAGGUUAACAUUCAUCGAGGACCAGCUGCAGCACGAAAUAUGAAAACUAGACCUGUUCCAAGCAAAAAACGUGUGCAGUCUGCAAGAUCGUUACAUGAUCCGAUCGAACAGGAGAUUCUGGCAGAUAUUCCUCAUGAGGUGAAGGCUCAAGGUAACGCCAAGAGGACGUUAACUCGACAGCGAUCUACUGGUAGCAAUCGAUCUCACAAAGCAACAACAAUGGGACAGGAUCGCGCAUCAAUGGGCCGCAAAAUGGUGCAGCGGAGGGCACCCAACAAACCAUCGCCGGCCAAUGGUAACACGAUGGUUUUGGCAGCAGAUGCCUGCGCGGGUGCUGAUGUUAUUGUAGUUGAAAAGGGUCAGUUUCUGCUCCGAGGAACAUACGUUCGCAUUGGAGCUGAAAUUCCAGACUUGUACGAGGAGAGGAUGGUGGUCGAGGUUUCCAGUGACCAAUAUUCUUCAUACUUAACGAAGCUUCGUCUAGCGAUUCCAUUGCGAUUUUUCCAUCCGGCGAAAGAACUCGUGUCGAUUGUGUUGUUAUCGUCGGUGGAACGUGCGAAAUAUCUCGAAAUAUCGGAAACACAGACGUUCGUACGAGAAGGCAUUGUCGAUAUCGUUUCCAACGCUGUGAAGCAAGCGUCGCUGACUAUUGAAAGCUCAAAGACUCCAAUCACAACCUUGGUGACUAAUCUCGUUACAUCGUUCGAACCCAUUCAAAUAUUGCCUAUACCUUCGCCAAAUUUACGUGCUGGGCCAUCAAUGAGAUACUUAGCAGCUUGGAGCAGUCAUUCCAAUUCGCCAGGGGUGUUCAUUAUUCACGAUGAGUUCACAGAACGCAAAUUGCAGGCGUGUUGGGAGGGUCUUAUUCUUCAAGCAGAAACUUCUAAUAAAACGGUGCGUCUAGGUGAUGUCAAGCAGAUUCUUCAUCGAAACGCGUAUCUUUCGCUGUUAUCUACGUCACGAGAAAUGGAGAACAAACUGUUAAACACAAUGAGCGACGAAUCUGAAGUUAUCUAUGAAGAGUUUCAGGCUUUUUUCCGGUUUCCAAAACCUUCAUGUUCGCUGGAUUUUGACGAGGAUAACGACGCUAAACUUCAAACUUCGUUAACAUAUUUGAGAAAGCAUUUCGCGAUUCUACUCGAAACAACAACAAAUUUUACUAACGGAUACAAAUCUGUUCAAGCGUAUGAGUUGUUGCACCGAGUUCUGAAGGACGUCCAAGACCACAUUGCGGUUGCAUCCGAUGAUCCGCAAGAAAACCUGGAAGGACUGGAGUUCACUGUUACCGUGUGUCAAGAGUUGGAGAGGGUUUCUGUUACCAACCAACGUUCUGGUCUUCUCUCGUGGCCAGAAAUUGUUUAUUUUGUGAGAUACAACAAGCGGUUAAUAACUCCCGAGAUUUCCCCUUCAUCAGAGUCUCAGAGUGACGGAAUUCGUGUUAUUGGGAGUAAAGAAGUUGCUGAAGUUGUAUCCGGGAAUUACACAUCGCGAGUGCUGGUCCUGUACUUUGAUGGUAGCCUGGAAGUGUGGAAUUUUUCAAGUAACAAAGCUGUGUUGGAAUCUAAAGCAGUAGUGCUGUUCUCAACAGAGAAAACUAUCACUAAGAGCGACAAGAAGAGUUGCAUUCAAGCCUGGAAUGGCGUCAAUCAGAUUGGUCCAGCUAGCGUGGAAUCUUCAGUUGUAUCGUCGCGUAUUCGUCAGUUCCAACGCUCGACUGGGACGUCUGGGGCUCUAGUUCGCUUGUGUGCGUGGGACUCGGUUCUGUGUGUAAAUUCGUCAAUUUUGCAGGAACCUGGAAGUGAAACUUUCCGUUUCUUCCGCUUGGCAAACAAUUUUGUUUGUCCUAUUCGUCAAGUGGCAGUGGAGCAUGUUAAUGUCGAGUUGUCACUUCGAGGACGUGACCUCAAGAAGAAUGACAGUGUUUCGUCUGCUGGUGUUGUGAAAAUUUUUGAGGUAACUGCUGAUGGAUCCAAAAUUAUAUUUCUAACGGGAUCAGAGAGAAUUAUCUGGGUUGCACGCGCUGGAACGGGAGAAAUCGUGUGUCAUAUCGACCUGCAAGUGACCCAGCUGGGCAAAUUUCAGGCUUUGUUUCAAAUUGUUGAGAAAUAUUUGCCAUGUGGAGAGUUCCAAACGCAAUUGUACGCUACGACUACAGCGAAAUCCUAUCGUCACGCUGGCCUGUGGAUUCUACCGCAGACCAAAGAGAGGAAACGGGUGUUUAGUUUUGGAAAUGCAAAGGUAUCGACUGUUGUUCAGCUUGUUGUGCGCGCUGAUCUCCUGUUUGUCGCGUCUCGAGACGGUUUGAUUAUGGUCUGGUCUACUACAACUGACCAAAAUUCAACUAUUUCACCGCUGGUAUGUCUAAAAAUUCCAGUACGCAAUGAGGAGCUACAGUCAUUUUUUUGUCAAAAAAUUCAAGAAGAAUACAGUGAAAUCGGAUCGAGUAUUAGUGUGAAAGACACUACCGCUGAGGACAUUGACCGCUGGGAAGUUGAUGUGCUACAGCAGUUUAAACCUGCUCCGCAGAGAUUCGCGCUGUAUUUGUUUGACGACGGUGAAAUAAUACGUUUAGCAGUACCCGAGAAAUUCGAUUUGAGGUUGGUAACACUCGAUGACCCUAAGCUCGAGUUUGACGUGUUCUUGGCUCCUGUUAGUGGAGUCGAGCAGAAUCAAGCGAGACGAGUGGCACUGCAAAAACAUCGGAUCCUUCGAGUAUUUUUUAUUGCGCGUCGUAUCAAGCCAAUGUAA
Molecule: messenger RNA, 9825 nt
Organism: Phytophthora nicotianae INRA-310
Lineage: Eukaryota; Oomycota; Peronosporomycetes; Peronosporales; Peronosporaceae
Exons: 9
Coding region: 1-9825 (3274 amino acids)
Molecular function (GO): calcium ion binding
Source: RefSeq, a predicted model, not a curated record